Messenger RNA from Strongylocentrotus purpuratus (purple sea urchin), 4653 nucleotides. It is a transcript of the gene stil, whose product is annotated as SCL-interrupting locus protein homolog. The transcript has 15 exons. Bases 162 to 4472 code for a protein of 1436 amino acids. Gene Ontology annotation, biological process: centrosome duplication; smoothened signaling pathway; mitotic spindle organization. Gene Ontology annotation, cellular component: centriole; centrosome. Lineage: Eukaryota; Metazoa; Echinodermata; Echinoidea; Camarodonta; Strongylocentrotidae. The record is from RefSeq and is a predicted model, not a curated record.
UACAAGACCUAACGUACGUCAUCGUCACCCGCGAAAUUCAACGGUAUCAAUAUUAUGGAAUCUACCAGUAAAUGUUGGAUUUACUGUCUUCAAGUGUCCCCGCUUUGAUGUGACUUCAUUCGAUCGUUUUCUAUAGAGUAUAGCCUAGGAUGAAAUGAAUCAUGGCUAGACUCCAGGGAUCACAUCAUCUUCAAAGUCAAUAUUCUUCCUAUUUUCCACCUGCUCCAUCUAAACACCAACCAACCAGUGACAACAUGCAGAAACCUGCAAUCAAACACAAUGUCUUCAAAUUCCCUUUGACCAAGAAUAUUCUCUGGGACCAGACCCCAAUAGGACCCUCAAUUCAUCUUCAUCCAAUGCAUACAAGGAAUAUAUCCAUGCGUGUAUCAGAAGCUGCCGUAAGGCUAGCUCACAGACAUGCCCUUCAAGCUGAUGUACAACCAUACAAUGGAUUCCUGAUUGGAGCAGUGAUGGUGGAUCCAGAUGAAGAAGGCUUGACUGUGUCUUUAGAUCGCUUUGAUCCUGGUCGUGAUGUUCCUGGUCGUAAGGCUCGUCUCCCUACUGCAAGGCUACCAGCAGAUUUCAUUGUUCCUCUUACAACCUUCCUAGGAGAUGCAGACAUCUCAGCUACACACACUGCAGAUGAUUUCAUUGCUGCAUUCAAGAUUCUUGAAAGCAGCCUCAGCACACAUGGAUCGAUUGACCCUGCCAGAUGCUUGACCCUUCGUGUCAUGUGUCGUUGCCAUAGCAAUGCAGAUGACAUCACCCUUUGUCUUCAUUUUGGAGCUGUGACCGUGGCAACUGUUUUCACUGGGUUUCAUGUGAAACCUAUUCCCAUCAUCCCAACUGCUUUAGCCAGAAAUUUGAUGGGUCCAUUGUCUUUGAGUGAUGUUCAAGGCUCCUAUAAAACAGGAUUUCUGAGCAUGGAUGAGACAAGAAAAUUACUGCUUCUUCUUGAAAGUGAUCCAAAGACCAGUACCAUACCUCUUAUUGGCAUAUGGAUGAGUGGUUUAACUCACAUGUCUAACCCAGUUGUCUGGUCGGCUUGUUUACGGUUUCUCCAUAGUAGUGGCAUACAGGAGAGGGUGUGUUCUCCAAAUGGUAAAUUCCUUGUGGUAUUGUUCACACGUACAUCUCGUCAGCCUCUCUUCUACGAGUGCAUGGUGAAGUCUGAACAGGAUCCCAGGUUCAUGCUGGUCGGCUGUCGUGAAAACCUCCACGUAUUCAAGCAUGUGAGUGCCAAGGGGAAGCCGCGAGUGGAGAUGGAGCUGACACCUGCUCGUAGCGGACCCAGCAAGUCUCUCUUCAUGCAGUCUCUGUCUCAGCUAACAUCAUCUCAGAAGCACCAGAGGUCAAGCAGUAGGAGAAGGAGUAGUGCUACCGAAGAGUCGCAGUUGGUGCCCAGGCCAAGCCCUAAGCCUAUGUUGGAUAAGAGCCCUUCAGUGUUGCCAUCAGUUCCUGAGCUAUCUUUCAUAUCAGACAGUUUUUGUGAACCAACGGACCGUAGGAGAAAUGACCAAGUCACUGCUAACGUCCAUCCCCAACACCAACCUGACCAUGUCGUCCAUAGACAGCGUCUCAGUGGUCAGAGUGAGGUCACUGGCAUCAACAAAAAGAUGUCUGUGAAUCGUAGAAGACUUCACGGCACUUCAAAGACACCACCGCAAGGUCAACACUCUACAGGAAUGAAAGGAAGUGAACUGAUCAGUAAGCAGAACCGGCCUGGUCCACUCCGAGCUCUUAAUGGCCAGGAAUUGGAAACUGCAAGAAGAAAAGGGGGCCAUAGUGGUGAGACACAGGAUACAGUUAAAAAAACCAGUCAGCCAAAGGAUAAAGCUGGUAAGAUAAUGACUACUCAGUCUUCAGGCUAUGGCCGCCUUCAUCAAAGACAUACAAAUAGACCUGGCCAGGGGAGACUUUGUGCACCUCACAUUAGCCAACACAGAUCAACAGCAAGCAGUGCCGGGAACAAAUCAAGUGGUAGAUUGCAUCAGCAGCAAAGGCCACAGCCAAUGCAGCAGCCAAAAUCUUCUUCUCAGAAAAUUGAAAGUGAUUAUCAGCCAUCUCACGAGCAGCCACAUCAACAGGAAAGUGAAAUACACUCAGAGGGUAUUGGCAGUGUCCUUCCACCCCACCAGCCAGGCACUCCCACAGGUCACUACCACUCAACCAUCAACAGUCAUCUGGGAAACACAGACGUACAUGACCAUUCCAACAUACCCUCCCAUAGCUCUAGCACUGUACAGCAUAGCAUCACACAUGAAGGACAAUGCUAUGCAGAAACCUCUGAUCAUCAUCAAGAUGAUGCAACAACCAGCGGUCCUUCUAAUUCAUUCCCAAAGACUGUUGCCAGCCAUGGACACUCAAAUCUUAUGACCACCAUGCCUCAAGGACAUGUACCAUCUCCAUUGCAUUACCAGACUCAGACAGCCGAAGGUGUGACUGUUCAAAAUGCACAGAGGAAUGUGGUCGGGAGACUAGGUGCUGCUAUAAUGGGAGACCAGUCAAGAGAACUGUCUGGUUUGGACACCAAGACACUGGAACAACUCAAAAGACAAGAAGAGAUGAUUCAACAGCUCCAGGAACAGAUCAAGUUACUACUUCAAGCACACAUACCCCAGCCCCCUGCGUCUGCAUCUACACCCCUAGGUUUGAUCACACCACCUGCUACUCCUCAAGGUGCUCAGAACCUAAUCAAUGAACCCAAGGAAUCGCCUGAUGUUCACAAGGUUCAUCGUCUACCUGACACAGGUUCAUUCCACUCUAAUCCUGACACCAUGCAGUCUCCUCCUGCAGUUGUAUCCUCAUCCAAAGAACAUCAUAUAAGAGAUACAUCGACACCUGAAAAUGUAGCUGCUUUGGGAGUGCAUCAGCAAGCAACCACUGCACCAUCCACCAGGCAAUCGUUGCAGAGCCCUGUGAUGUGUAGUAUGGCUGUAAACACUGGUCAGAGCUUGUUCUGGUCCACACCUGUGGAUGACGGGGUCUCUCAUGUGCCUGGUUCACCUCCAAUGCAAUCUGAACCCAAGAUUGCCAGACGUGCAUCCACGACUUCACUUGGACCGGCAGCCAUGCUAGCUCCAGACUCGAACUCUACUCCUGUAGGAACUCAACAGUCUUCUGAUGUCCUGCACCAGACGAGGAAAGUGGUGGAGACUGCAGACAGUGUCAACAUUGGCAGUUGUGCAGAAUCUUCAAGGAAGUCAUCACAUUCUCCUCAAUCGAGUGAGCAACACACUCCACGUCAGAGCCCAGAGAGAAGUCCAGAUGAAUCAAGCCAUACCUUUGGAGCUAACCUUAGCAGCCCCACCCUAGGGGAGAGUGCCAGUACAUAUGCCCCACACCACCCCCAAACAUCAGAUGUAGAGAGCAGUGAUUCUGAGGAGGAAGGAGAGGAAGAUGAGAAUGAAAGGAGAGAUGCAGAGGAAGAGAAGAGAGCCAACAUGGCUCGUCCAAGUUUACUCUAUCAUGAUGAGAAGAAAUUCUAUGAUAACCUGUUGGGUCAAGUCCAGCAGUUGCUGCAUACCGAUGGCACUGAAAGACCUACUACACCAGAUCCUGUCCCACUAGACUGUAGUAAUGAACCUGACCUGCCUCGUGCUCUACCUGAUAUCUCAAUGGCUACCUUAGAGGAAUUAGAGAAACUUGGUAUCAAUCUACAUAGCAGUGAUAUCACCUUCACUGACAGGUCGCUCUAUAGAUCAUUGUACAACGUGAGUCCUGAUCUUCACCCUCACAUCAACUAUGUGUCCCUGGCAGACUUCACCUUUGACCCCUCUGAUCUUAGCAUGGAAGCCAACGCCAUCGCCAUGAAGUACCUUAGCGACGGCGAGCUUGCUAAGCUGUCUGCUGGUUUCCAAGGAGACAAGACACCAGGAAGACGAGGAGGAGGAGGGGGUGGAGUAAACCCUCUCCUGAGAUCAGUGCUGACUGGUAUCAGGGAAGAGGGUGGUGCUAGCGGCAGAGGGGGUGAUGUGGAUUCCAGCAUUGGUGUCAACAUGUCACUGGCGAGUCGGAAAUACAUGGAGAAAUAUGGGCUGAUGAGUGGAGGAGAUGGGGGUGCGGUGUUAAGUGCCGACUCUGCAUCCCCAAGGGGGGUUGGAAACCUACUGAAACCAUCACCGGUACGCUUCAUGAAGUCUCCUGCUAUUGCUAGAACUAACAUACCCAGAGAGGGAAGGACCGAAGACAAGCCUCGUAUGCAAGCCAAACCUACCAGACUAUGUUAUAGCCCUGCAGCAAGAGAGAUCACUUCUCAUCAAUCUGAAGGUACUGAUGCUCGUAGACCUGGAGAGGCCGACCUGACUUCAGACCCUCAGACCCCUUCAGAUCCUCAGGCCCCAAAUGUUUUAGGGCACUUGAAAGCUCAGAAGUGUGACAGGGACCCUGGUGUUAUCAUGGCAGAGGAUAGCAGUGCCAAGGGGAAUAUACUGGACAUUAGCAAAUUGAAGCAACUUCCUAAACUGCUUUAGCUUCCUUUUUGUUACAAUUGAUACUCCAUCCGGUCUUAAAGUGGCCCUUCUGCCUGGAUGUUCAUGAUGGGAAAACACUAUGGGUGGUUUUCUCGAAAGCAGACUAACUUUAGUCCAUGGUUUAAUCCUCUGACUAAGUAUGGAAUGCCAAGUGUCCAUAUGAAUAUAUUUUUAAUCAUUU